UCCAAUAUUCUGCGAGCCAACGCUGAGCAAGAGCUGAAGAAUCUAUCGCGAGAUGGCCAGGACGCACGCCUAAAGCCGAUGGAUGAAGCAGAAAUGCUUCAGCAGGUUGAUACGUGGCUUGCAACAAUACGCCGAGACCUGCCCACGAGCUCACUGCCGGCACAGCUUCCAACCCUCCCUGGCUGCCAACGGGCCAGCCGACAUGCCGUUCUGGCGCCGGCGCGCGGCCUGGCCGCCUUGCCCAGCGCGGACCCAGGCAUUGUGGAGGCCGCGGCGGGUGCACGACUGUGCAGCCGCCAAGCAGGCGGCGGCAUGGCGGUGCUCACUUCGCAACCGCUGCAUUACCGAGACCACAUGAAUCAGCAGGUGAUGGCAGCUAUGGCCCAGUUGCGCGCCCGGCUGCAGCUCAGGCCCAAGCAGUCCGCAGAUGCAUCUGCACCCGCCGCUCCGGCACUGGCUCGGGCAGGCGGCAGCAAGCAGCCGGCGCCUCAGGCCCCACCACGCGCACCCUUGGGCACUGCUACUGGCGGAGGUGCACCUUCCCGUGUAACCUUCUUCAGCGGCGGCGGCGUUGCUCCCGUCCCAACAGCGAAACCGGCGCAUCCAAUGUCAAGAGGAGUGACCUCAGCAACAGCUUUCGCAGCCGGGGCCGCAGGCAGCCGCAAACGUCCUGCCGAAGCCGUACAGGUUGAGCUGGGCUCCGCAACUGCACUCCCAUCAACGCAACCUAAGCGCCAGCAAGUGUGCGACAAGAGGUCCAUUGCCGACGAAGAAGCGGUGCCGCCUCUUCACCAGCCGGUCGCCUCACGCCCUCUGUCGAGCUCAGCUCCUCCCAGCGGGGGCGCCGCCGCGUUCUGUGAUGACUGCGACACGCCCUCGGCCCCCUCGGCACCGGCGCCCCCGCCGCCCGUCUCCACGGCAUCAGACCAGACUCCAUCUCAGUACCAGCUGCCGGCGAGGACCCAGUCCGCUGGCGGCACCGUCACGCGUUGUAUACCGCCCAACGACCCAGCCCUAGCCUACGGCGGCAUGCCGCAUCCCCCCAUGCGGCAGCCACCGGCACCAGCGGCUGUUGGAGCGGCACCGCCGGGCCUCCCGCUAGGGGCGCACCGCGGAAGCCAGCAGCUGCUGCAAAGGCCAGACGCGGCGCGGCAGUGUGGCACUCGGCUGCUGACUGUGCCGGCAACACCCCAUGACGCUACGGCCGCCGCCGCAAGCGGCGGAGCGCAGUCAGCGCCUGGUGCGCCUGCGCCGCUGCAGCUGCCGCCGCCCCCGCAGCAGCGGCACCAGCUGGUGUGCGCCCUGCCGCAGCCCAGCACCACGCUCCAAGAGCUGCUGGUGCAGCAAAGCGCAAAGCAGCGGCUUGUGCAGCCGGCAGGGCCUGCCAGCAGCACAGAGGCGCCCGCAGCCCAAGGCGCGGUGGGCAGCUACCGAGCCCUCCUGGAUGCCGCCCUGCGCUCUGCAGACCCCGACGUGACGGCCGCGCUGCUGGCCACCGCGUCCGCUGCCGCCGCGCAGCAGCAGGAGUGGCGGUCGCAGCUGCCGGCCCUAGACCGCCUGCUGUGCAGCUGGCCGCUGGCCGAGCUGCAGGAGCAGCUGCAGUGCCAGCCGCCGGGCGCCGUGGGCCGGUGUGGUCAGGCAGGUGGCACUGGAGCGCAGCAGCCAGCUGCGGCGCGGCCAGCACCAGGCCGUGCCGAUGUUGGGCAGGGCGUGUCGGGCACGUGCGGGGGCAACAGCGCGGUGGCGAGCGCGCCGGGCGGCGUUUGUGCGUCCAGGGACGAGGAGAGCGACGGCGAAAGCAGCGGUGGGGGCGGAGGCGGCGCUCAGGAGCCGCUGCUGCAGUUCUCCUGCACGCCGUUCCGCCGCCGCCGUGCCGCACAGACUGUGCCGCGCUGCCGCGCCCAUGCCGAUGUGCCACACAGCAGCGGCCAGGCGCCACGGCUUGCCCGGUCACCGAUGGUGACCGCGCUGGAGGCGGACGCGUGCGAGUCGCGCGGGGACUUGUGGGCGCUGUUCUGCCACGUCAUGGAGGCGCACCAGGCGGAGCAGGCAGCGGCCUCCGAAGCUGCAGCGGCUGCAGCGGCUGCCGGUGGGGAGACUGGCCUGCAGCAGCACCAGCAUCAGAUGGGAGCGGGAGAGGAAGAGGAGCAGGGCGCCGAGGACGACCCGGACGUGUACAUUACGGAUGACGCGCUGGUGUGCCUGGCGGCGCUGGGGUCGGAGGUGCACGGGCGCUGCGGCUGGAGCCUGCCUGUCAUGGUGCGGCAGCGGGGCUCCGCCGGGGCCGUGGCAGCGGCGGGCGGGCCGGCAUUGUGUUCGCAGCCCGACACGCCGCACGGCACGCCGCGGAGGGACAGCAUGGGCGGCAGCGGCAGCAUGGACGCAGACGAUGGCGGUGCGGGGCACGGCUCAUCCUGCGCGGGCGAGGGCGCUGAAGCCGUGUGUGGUGGCGGGCGGGCGGGCGGCCGGACGUCCAGCAGGAGCGCAGCCGCUCCCUCCACACUGUACUUUGGGCCGCCGCUGCUGGAUCAGCUGGGCUUGGUGCUGGGCAGCUGGACUCGCAUGUGCACACGCGCCAUGGCGGCUGGCGCUGCGGGCGGGGCCGCAGGGCCGGGCGACGCGGUGUGCGGGCACGCAGCGGACGGCGGGCAGGGCCAGGGAUGUGCCGGCGACGAGGCAGUCGACGGGCUGCACGAGGUGCCGACUGCGGCUCACAGCGACAGCUGCGAGUGCUGUCAGCAGGACGAGUGGCGGCUGGGGCCUGGGGCCAGCCUGCUGGUGCUGAGUCACUGCGAUGUCGCGGCGGCGGCCAGCGGGACAUGCAGCCGCGCUGGCGCGCAAGCGCCGGCAGGUUGGCAGGCAGACGGGAGGCCAGGGGGCAUGGCGGUGGCGGCCGAGGUCGAGCCGGUGCAGGUGAUGGCGCUUGCCGCGCGGGGUAGCGCCUACGCCGCGCAGGCGGCUGGGUGCAACGGUGUAGACAGCGGCGCGAGUGGCACUUCGGCAGCGGCUGCCGCCCUGGCAGCUGCGGCUGCCCACUACCCGGAGCUGGCGUGCCGGGCACAGCUGCUGCGUGGGUGCGUGGAGACACAGGUGGUGGUUGUGGACCCUGCCGACGGAGCCGUCCUGGCCCAGCAGCGGCUGGGCCCAGGCGCCCUGGCGCGCCUGUCCAGCCAAGACCAGGUAGAGCGCUGCUGGCGGCUGGCGGCGCAGCUGCUGGGCUGGCUGCAACGGCUGCCGCCGGGGCCCUACGAACUGCGGCUGGACUUGUCGCUGAAGCGACUGGAGUUGCGCGGUGUGCAUCCGUGACGGUUGCAUUUCGAAGGAGGGUUAAGAGCUGAGAGGACAGUGGUGCGAUCCAGCUUGUGGGGUAGGCGGCUAGAUAAGCAGGGAUGGCGUAUUGGAGACAAUAAGUGUCCCAUCACACAUCCAUGAUGCUAGGCUUGCUGCAAGGUACUCCCGUACUCAAGGAGUAGAUGCGUUUGUCCAUUACGGCGCGGUGGCGGCACGGGACAUCCU
Messenger RNA from Chlamydomonas reinhardtii, 3516 nucleotides. RefSeq lists its product as uncharacterized. NCBI's taxonomy places the organism in Eukaryota, Viridiplantae, Chlorophyta, Chlorophyceae, Chlamydomonadales, Chlamydomonadaceae. The record is from RefSeq and is a predicted model, not a curated record. Bases 94 to 3306 code for a protein of 1070 amino acids. The transcript is spliced from 5 exons.